AUGACUCAGCCUGAAUACGCCAUUUACCCUUGGACAAAAUCAUACGAUUGGUGUUCAAACUGUGCCCAUACAUAUGAAGAGCAUCCUUAUAUUACAUUUUCAUUAAAGAACAAACUCUUUAAAUUUAAUGGAUAUUUCGUACGAAGCGGUUGUUGUUACAGAAAUGGCUGCUGUUGUGAAGAUGAUUUUUAUCACUACUGCAUUGAAUGCUGCCUUUAUUCUUGGUCUCUCCAAAUUUCAGAUGAUAAUAAAACAUGGACUAAAGUACAUUCUGUAGAAAAAGAUAGAGAAAUGAGAAGAUGUAAAGAGAAAACAUAUAAACUUGACAAGGAAUAUACAGCAAAAUACGUAAGAUUCUUCCAAGAAGAAGCCUGCCCUGGGGAUCCUCCUUGCAUUGCAAUUAACCAAUUUGAACUUCUUGGAGAUGUAGCAGGUGAGGAUGCUCGCGAUGAAGAAUUUGUUUCUUUCCAUGAUGAUGACGAUGAUGUAAGUAUUAUUGGGCACAUUUCUAAAAAUGGAAAUGUUAAGAUAGAAUAA
Molecule: messenger RNA, 537 nt
Organism: Trichomonas vaginalis G3
Lineage: Eukaryota; Parabasalia; Trichomonadida; Trichomonadidae
Product: galactose-binding domain-like family
Exons: 1
Coding region: 1-537 (178 amino acids)
Source: RefSeq, a predicted model, not a curated record